Molecule: messenger RNA, 2049 nt
Organism: Rotaria sordida
Lineage: Eukaryota; Metazoa; Rotifera; Eurotatoria; Philodinida; Philodinidae
Source: the annotation of a GenBank genome assembly
AUGAAUGAUUUAUCGGAAGAUAUGAAUAGUUUUCCGAAUAAUUCAAAAAUGAAAUAUCAAUCAUCAAAACAAAUAUUUGUACCGGUAACAAAUGAAAAAUAUAAAAAUUCAACUAAUUAUAUUAAAGAUAAUUGUAUACCAUCAAACAAAUGUGCUCGAUCAUAUAUAAAUAGAUUUUUUCCAUUUUUAACUUGGCUUCAAUAUUAUGAUAUUGGAUGGAUACCACAUGAUUUAUUAUGUGGUGUUACUGUGUCAAUAAUAUACAUAUCACAAGGAAUGGCCUAUGCUUUAUUAGCUAAUGUUCCAGCUAUAAUUGGUUUAUACAUGUCAUUUUUUCCACCUUUAAUUUAUGCAUUAUUUGGUACAUCAAGACAUGUUUCGAUAGGUGGCAUUGCUGUUAUUAGUCUUAUGACUGGUAAUGUCGUCAAUAGUUUUACUAUUGAAUCAAGUUCAACAAUAAUUCAAACAAAUAUAACAGAUAAUACAAUUCGAAGAGAUUAUAAUGAAGUAACUAUUGUAAUGGCACUUUCAUUUACUGUUGGAUUAAUACAAUUAAUUCUUAGUAUAUUUCGAUUUGGUUUUGUAACAGUAUUCUUAUCAGAUACAUUUAUAAGUGGUUAUACAGCAUCGACUGCUGUACUCGUUCUAACAUCUCAAAUGCCGGAUUUUUUCGGUAUUAAAAUUCAACAUCGUACAGGUUUUUUUAAAAUAGUUUAUAUUUAUAUUGAAUUAUUUAAACGUUUACGAGAAACAAAUUUAAUAACAUUAACUAUAUCAAUAAGUGGAAUAAUUACUAUAUAUACAGUUAAAGAAUAUCUUGAACCUUAUUAUAAACGAAUGAUUAAAAAAUGGAAAAUAUUUCAUAAAGUUCAAAUACCUAUUCCAAUUGAAUUGAUUGUUAUUAUAAUUGGUACAAUUCUAUCACAUAAAUUUCAUCUCAAUAGUCGAUAUAAUGUUAAGACAAUAAAGACAAUUGGAAAAGGUUUUCGUGCACCUGAAUGGCAUCAAUGGAAAUUAUUGCCUUUAUUAGUAAAAGAAUCAAUUUCGAUAGCUAUUGUAUCAUAUGCUAUAUCAUAUUCACUUGCAAAAAAUUAUGCCAAACAACUCAAUUAUAUAGUUGAUGCCAAUCAAGAAUUAUCUGCUUAUGGACUAUGUAAUAUAAUUUGUUCAUUUUUUGGUUGUUAUCCAAGUGCUUCGUCAUUGGCUCGAACAAGCGUUUGUGUUAAUUUAGGUGGUCGAACACAGUUAGUUGGCAUUAUAUCCAGUAUCUUUCUCUUGAUAACAAUUCUAAAAAUUGGACCACUUCUUGAACCAAUGCCAAAGGCAUGUCUUGUAGCAAUUAUUAUUGUUUCACUUCGAAAUUUAUUAAUGAAAGUGAGAGAUAUAUUCACUAUUGGACGUGUAACGAAACUCGAAACAAUUGUAUGGAUAUCGACAUUUUUCAGUACAAUUAUUCUCGAUGUUGAUUAUGGACUUAUCGUUGGCAUAUGUGUUUCGUUCAUUGUCGUAAUACUUUAUCAUUUCAGACCUCGAACUUUUGUGCUUGGUGUUUUAGACGAUAAUCAAGUACAUAAUAUGUCAAGACACUAUUCAAAUGCUCGUGAAUUACCAAAUAUAAAAAUAUUACGUUUCGAAUCACCUAUUAUGUAUUUUAAUGGUGAAUAUUUUAAUGAUAGUAUUUUAAAAUUACUUCGAGAUGAAUCGAAAACAAAUGAAAAGAAACUAGAUUCAGUGAACGAAAAAUUUAUCGACGAUGAUCAGAAUGGAACACAUGUCAUUGUUGAUUGUUCAGCUAUUAGUCAAAUAGAUUAUUCUGGUGGAAAAAUCUUUAUUCAAACAAUAAAAGAACUCAACGAUCAUAAAUAUAAAGUUUAUUUGUGCAAUUUACCAUACUAUGAAUGGAAAACAUUACGAAGUUUGGGUAUCAGCAAAAUAUCUUCAGUAAUAAUAGUGGCAACCAUAUCCGAUGCUCUUCAAAAAAUUCAAGAUGAACAGGAAAAAAAUCAGAAUCAAUCUUUACUCGGUUUUACUGAUAAUACUGGUGUUUAG